AUGAUGGACUCGUCGCUGGAUUCUCCUUCAUAUCCGGGCAAUCGGAUCGUCGCCUAUCUGGAGACCUUGGUCAAAUCUAAGUCAUAUCUGCCUUACGGACUUCCCGUCUGCGUCUCGCCUUCGCAUACCGUCACCAACACCGACACUCUCCUGCACCUAGCCACUUUAGUUGGCCCGCAUAUUGCUAUUCUACAAGUCUAUGCAGACAUCAUUGAUGACUGGUCGGAGGAGACGGUUCGCCAAUUGGUUGCCCUAGCGAGGAGACAUGGCUUCCUGAUCUGGGAGGGCGGUCGGAUCUUAAAUUCCACAGUGGACAUUGUUGGUGGACAGAAAGCAGAAACGAGAGAGGUGCGGAAUGAGACUGUUGAUAUGAUUCGCAAGAAGUAUACGAAGGGUAUCAUCAAGCCGGCCUCGUGGGCUGGCCUUUCGACAGCGUGGGCCUCCGGCGUGGCUGUGUAUAACCAGGAAGCCGACAUUCUGAUUCCCACUUUGAAGGCGGCCGCCCGCGAGGCAGUAGCAGAUGCAGCUCAGACCAUUCGUACCGAAAUCACAGCAGACAAUAACGCCAACCAUCACUCUUUCAGCGACCAUGACGCAAAUGCGACAUCGCAGCACCUCUCCGAGUACGCCGUUGACAACACUAGCGGCCUCGACCUUCCUCCUCGCAAAGCUUCCACCAUCUCCUUGACUCAAACCAUCACUCAACACACCGAAGACUCCACCGAGCUACCUUUGGAAUCUCCGCAAUACGAGCGACGUGGUUUUGAAUUCCGGUCCUUGAGCCCCGCGACCAUCCCUGAGGACUUCCCGCCCCCACCACUCAUGGCUCGUGGGUUAGUCUUGUGUCUACCAUCCUCCACGGCCAGUUCCUUCACCAAUGAUUACCGCCAAAGUUGCGUGGCUGCUGCCCGCGCCAAUCAAGAUUUCGUGGCUGGAUUCGUGUGUGGAGAGCCGUGGCACCUGGUCUCUCAAAGAAAGGACUUGUUUGGUGCGGGCGUCUCCGGCUACGGUGAAGAGCAGCAGCAACUGAGUCCAUACUCGUCAGAUGAUGACGAAGCGGUCCCUCAUUUUGCUUUGGUGUCGCCUAUCUCCCGUCGCCUCAGUGUAGUGAGUGGUCAGGGGCUGGAUGAGGUUGACGAAGACGAAGAAGAAGAGCACCAGCAGAAUGGCAUUCCCAUGCCUGAACCACCACUCCCUUUGGACUCCCUCAACCCGCUAGCCUCCAAAUUGUUUCAGAUCACUGGUAAAGCACUGCAGCUUCGCGAAACAACCGCCCAGGAACGUGGCAACCUGCAGCUGAAGGCAGAUACAGAUAAGAGCUACCAAAUAUUGCACAUUCCUUUGGUUGUUCUGCCUUGA
Molecule: messenger RNA, 1359 nt
Organism: Aspergillus brunneoviolaceus CBS 621.78
Lineage: Eukaryota; Fungi; Ascomycota; Eurotiomycetes; Eurotiales; Aspergillaceae
Exons: 1
Coding region: 1-1359 (452 amino acids)
Biological process (GO): UMP biosynthetic process; pyrimidine nucleobase biosynthetic process
Molecular function (GO): orotate phosphoribosyltransferase activity; orotidine-5'-phosphate decarboxylase activity
Source: RefSeq, a predicted model, not a curated record